This is a messenger RNA of Coregonus sp. 'balchen', 3484 nucleotides long. The record is from the annotation of a GenBank genome assembly. NCBI's taxonomy places the organism in Eukaryota, Metazoa, Chordata, Actinopteri, Salmoniformes, Salmonidae.
AUGAAUGUAUGUUACCACCAAAUCAUUCAUAAUUAUUUUAUCCUGUGGUCGUCUCUUCCACAGGAUGAAUUCCAUCCUUUCAUUGAAGCUCUGCUGCCCCACGUGCGAGCGUUUGCCUACACAUGGUUCAACCUGCAGGCCCGCAAGAGAAAGUACUUCAAGAAGCAUGAGAAGCGCAUGUCUAAGGAAGAGGAGCGUGCAGUCAAGGACGAGCUGCUCAGCGAGAAGCCUGAGGUCAAGCAGAAGUGGGCAUCACGCCUCUUGGCCAAGCUCCGCAAGGACAUUCGGCCAGAGUUCCGGGAGGAUUUUGUGCUCACCGUCACCGGGAAGAAGCCCCCGUGCUGCGUGCUGUCCAACCCCGACCAGAAGGGCAAGAUGAGGAGGAUCGACUGUCUGCGCCAGGCAGACAAAGUCUGGAGGUUGGACCUGGUCAUGGUGAUUUUAUUCAAAGGUAUUCCCCUUGAAAGUACUGAUGGCGAAAGGCUGGUAAAGUCCCCACAGUGCUCGAACCCAGGGCUGUGUGUGCAGCCUCAUCACAUUGGAGUUUCUGUAAAGGAGCUCGACCUCUACUUGGCCUACUUUGUGCAUGCAGGUAAGUCUCUCUUUUUUGUUUCUCAACUCUCUAAACAAGUCAACAUUUGUUAGAAAUUGGAAUUGCGUAAAUGUUGGCCUCACUCCAUGUGAUCAUAAGAAAUGGAAUGUGUGAUAAAGUUGUACUGUUAAUCGAAAAUAAAAACACUCGGAUGGGGUUAGCGGGUCAAAUGAACCUUAUCAGAGAGUGCAGGCCAAUGUAAAGUACAUAGUUGGCUUCACUCUUUCAAGCAGGGGCUUCUUCCUCCACUAACAGCAACACAAACACCAGCUUUCACUUGCAAGGUUUGGAAGUGCUCUGUUUCACCAGGCAAACCAAGCACCUUAAUUACAAUAAUUUCUUCUCUCCAACAAAUGGAAGCUUAAGUGAGCUAGGUGUAAUGUGUUCCUACUUUUACAUUCCUAUAGCAUCAUACUGUCAAUGUUGUUGUUCUUUAAAAAGCUUUUGUUCAGUUUUUGCAGAUUUUUGCAUCGAAAGUCGUCAAAUGUAAAUUAAAAAAGUUGUGUAGUGAUUUUGGCCAAAUAUCUGAAUGGAGCUUUUAAUGUUUGGAAUAAGCCUAUAGGAUUGAUUCCCUUGUGGGAGCUGUGCAGUACUAGGUUUUAAUCGGGCUGGAAUGGGAGCUCAUUUUAACUUGGGCCAAGCACAAAAGUGUAGGCCUUUGGAGGAUUUUUGUUCAAAUUCUGCAUAAUGGACCUCAUCAUGAAUACCACAAACAGCUUAGUCAAUGACGAUCUAAUAGGACACAAAGAAAUCCCUGAUUAGCAAUAUGCUAAACACAUAAAACAUUAAAUUCAAGUGCUCGUUGGUGUAGACAAGUCAAACAUUGACACUAAUUUCCAAAGUUUCUUUUUGCACUUACAUUUUUAGGUACAGAUACAAUUUGUCUCAAAUAUACUGGACAAAAAUAUAAACGCAACAUUCAACAAUUUUACUGAGUUACAGUUCAUAUAAGGAAAUCAGUCAAUUGAAAUAAAUUCAUUAGGCCCUAAUCUAUGGAUUUCACAUGACUGGGCAGGGGCGCAGCCAUGGGUGGGCCUGGGAGGGCGUAGGCCCACCCUCUUGGGAGACUGGCCCACCCACUGGGGAGCAAGGCCCAGUCAAUCAGAAUGAGUUUUUCCCCACAAAAGGGCUUUAUUACAGACAGAAAUACUCCUCAGUUUCAUCAGCUGUCCAGGUGGCUGGUCUCAGACGAUCCAGCAGGUGAAGAAGCCGGAUGUGGAGGUCCUGCGCUGGCGUGGUUACACAGGGUCUGCGGUUGUGAGGCUGGUUGGACGUACUGCCAAAUUCUCUAAACCGACGUUGAAGGCGGCUUAUGGUAGAGAAAUGAACAUUAAAUUCUCUGGCAACAGCUCUGGUGGACAUUCCUGCAGUCAGCAUGUCAAUUGCAUGCUCCCUCAAAACUUGAGAAAUCUGUGGCAUUGUGUUGUGUGACAAAACUGCACAUUUUAGAGUGGCCUUUUAUUGUCCCCAGCACAAGGUGUACCUGUGUAAUGAUCAUGCUGUUUAAUCAGCUUCUUGAUAUGCCACACCUGUCAAGUGGACAGAUUAUUUUGGCAAAGGAGAAAUGCUCACUAACAGGGAUGUAAACAAAUUUGUGCACACAAUUUGAGGGAAAUAAGCUUUUUGUGCGUCAAUAACAUUUUAUUUCAGCUCAUGAAACAUGGUACCAACACUUUACAUGUUGCAUUUAUAUUUUUGUUCAGUAUACAAUUUGCUGAGGCUCAUUGUGGCUAAAAUGGAAAACCCAUUCUGCCAGCUUUUAUAAUUUGUAAGCCUAUUCAUGGGCGCUUUGCUCUCGCCAGCAUUCUGAUAGCUGAAGUUAGAUGUUUUUUCGGCCUUGAUUGUGAAUCAGAGCAAGAGGGAGAAGAAAGAGAUGGUGCCCACAGAGCAUCUCUCUCUCUCUCUCUCUCUCUCUCUCUCUCUCUCUCUCUCUCUCCUCUCUCUCUCUACUCUCUCUCCUCACUCUCUCAGUCCUCUCUCUCCGUCUCUCUCUUCUCUCCUCUCUCUCCUCUCUCUCUCUACUCUCUCCGCUCUCGCUCUCACCGCGUUUCAAUCUCUCUCUCUGCUCUCUCUCUCGAUCUCUCUCUUCUCUCUCUCUCUCUCUCUAUCUCUCUCUCUCUCUCCUCUCUCUCUCUCUCUCUCUCUCUCUCUCUCUCUCUCUCUCUCUCUCUCUCCCCGUCACUUUCUCUCUCUCUCUCUCUUUAUCUCUCUCGUCGCCUCGUCCCACAGGAUCAGGUUUCUUCCUGUGUCUUAUUUAAAGCAGUGGAGCAUUUCUAGAGCUCUGUUGAUUAAAAGCCAUCUAAAGAGAGAUGACCUCAUCCACCGAUGCCGAAGGUGGGGUUUUUCAGCUGAAGUCAGUAAUUAAAUGUAUCCCCCACUGCUGCCGGUGCAAGGGGUGGUAGAAGGGGACUUGUCACCCCCGUGCCAACACUAUCCUGCCACCAACCCUUUUAACAGCAAACUUAGUAGAGCACUUUUAUUAUCAGGGUAUUAAAAUUCUCAAGAACAACUAUUGUGCAAAUUCUUGCAAAGUGUAUGAAUACUUGCAAAGUUUACAACUUAAUUAGCAUUUUAUUAUCUUUAUCUUUAGGCUUACUCUUCUAUUCUUGGGAGAGUUUUGUGAUGUAAUGCCACAUGCCUAACCCUAUUUAGUGGCGAGUGUGUGUGUGGGAGGGGAUGGGCUGGGAUAUCAGUCUUUAACCAGGGCUUUCCGUGCGUUGUUCAACCGUCACAAGCUCGCAUCGUCUGUCAUCUUUAGGAACAAUGUGGUGUCAGGGCGGGCCCCCCUUUGACUCCAGAGCAGGCAGCGUGGCCAGGGGUAAUUUACGGCAACGGGUGUCGCUAUCACAGGAGCACUCAACAUGUGGGAAAGGUCAUGGCUUAAGAUGUUAG